AUGAGUCUGAUAAUGUUCAAAUUCGGAAAUGAAGAUCAAGUUGUUGCUUUCUCUGGAAGAAUUCAUGUGCAAAAAGAUGAAAAUUCCGAUGUUGAAGAACCUGAUAUAGAAGUGGUGAUGAAGCAAUUCAACAAUCUCUAUGAUUCCUCUGAAAAAUUGAAGAAGAAAAAUGCAGAACUUGCUGAUCAAGUGGUUUUUCUUCAGGAAGAACUGACCAGGAUUGAAACUGCGUUUCAAUCCCAGCUGAAAACAAAAGAAAAUCUACGUGGGUCUCUGUUGGAAAAAAUUCAAAGGCUCCAAGACAAGUACCAUAUGCAGAAAGAUAUGAAUGUUUCUCUUACUCUCGAAAGGGAUCAUGCUAGUGCUGAAUUAAAAUUAGCAACGGAAAAAUAUUUGGUAUGA
Messenger RNA from Prunus armeniaca (apricot), 402 nucleotides. Lineage: Eukaryota; Viridiplantae; Streptophyta; Magnoliopsida; Rosales; Rosaceae. The record is from the annotation of a GenBank genome assembly.